This is a messenger RNA of Caenorhabditis sp. 36 PRJEB53466, 836 nucleotides long. NCBI's taxonomy places the organism in Eukaryota, Metazoa, Nematoda, Chromadorea, Rhabditida, Rhabditidae. The record is from the annotation of a GenBank genome assembly.
AUGUCCGAGCACGAGGGUAAAUCUCUUGAAAAAUCGUCAUCGAAUCGAACGGUUCCGUCUGCUCUCUCAAAUGCUAAAUCAGUUCGGAAGACCGAGAACGUGGCCAACAUGCAAGUGCCCUCAACGAACCUUUUUCUCCGCAACUCCCUCUUUUUCAGAGUCCCAUUCAAUGCUUGCCUUUUCACCGUUCUGACCGUCUCCGGAUCCCUGCAGCUGACCGCUCUCUUCCCGAACUUUGGCUCUUUCCUCUCUCUUCUCAUCUCCUUUUUCACUUACGAGGUCGGUUACUCGCCACGUGCUUCGGCUCGAAUUGCUCUUUCCAGUGGUUCAACUUGCACUUCCCGUCGAUGACCAGGUCCCGUCGCGCAUGUUUCGACAUUGCGAACGUGCUGGAGACGUACCAGCCGAGAGCCCGAACCCAUGGGCAUCUCUUCGUGGUCCGUAUCUUGGCAGUCUUUUUAUCUUCCAGUUUUUUCCCAUCUUUCAGCCGGAUCCGCCUACACCGUGCGUAAAGAUUGCCGAAGAGGGAAAUGAGCACGAUAUGCCGAAGGAGAAGAAUUCGUUUACUAACGCCAGGGACUCUGUAAUCAUCCGACCAGUUUCUCCCUUCAUUCUUAUUGUUUCAGCACUACGAGAACAUGUACCAGAAGGCGAUUCAGAUGGCGAAAGAGAUGGAUCAGAUGGAGAAAGUGGCGGCGAGUCCGAACAUGGAUGGGGCACAGAACGCCGAACUGAAACCGGCGAAUCCGGAGAAGGAUAGGAAGGAGAGCGAGGAAAAGAGCAAGAAGGCGAAGGCGAAGUACGAUGCCGACAUGGCGAAACCGUUCAGUUGCUGA